CUCAGAUCACGUGGACAUCCGUUCAAAUUUUUAGUCAAAGAGCAUCACUGUCAGUCUACUGAGUUCACACUUUUGCAGCGGUUACUUUGAAAGAAACCAUUGGCAAAUUUGAACUGAAUAAUGUGAUUUCCCCAACCAACUACCAUUUUUCCACUCCCUUUGUUCUAGGGCUUCUUUUUCCAGAUAAAAAUGUGGCAAGUUUUGUUGGCCGCAGCGGCGGCAGGAUCUGGGAUUCUAGCCAAGAAACUCAUCAUCGACCACAACGCCCCUAAACCCAUUAGUAGUUCUAAACAAGAUGAUCAUGUAAAUGAAAAAACCUCGUCUUCGCCCAAAGAUUCAAUCUUUACCUGUAAAGAAGGUUGCCCAGAUGACCAAAAUGAGGCUGAGGAUGAGAUAAUGGGUGAUGGGUCGAUCUUCAUGUUUUCCAGUACUCCUUCCAGCUCUGAAAAGGGGUCAAAGAGCUCGAAGAAGAAAAUGGCCGGUGGGACGAAGGGAAAUGUGGAGGGUUUGAAGAGAAAUGAUAAAGGAGAAGAGGAAAAGAAAUGCGGGGUUAUGGGUUGUGGGAAGCAGGGGUGGGUGGUAGAUCAAAGGAAGAGUGGUAAAAGAUUAUACAUUUACCCGAAGAAGAGGAGGACUAGCAAGAAUAUUGCUGGAAAGUGUCAAUCUUGUGCUUCCAAAGGCAACUCACCGUUUACCUGGGGCCUCAGUGUUGGCAUGAUGUACAUGAUGUCAGCUGGGAAAGCUGAAAUCAGUAAGUUGUACAAUUCCAUGGAUGAAACUGCACAAAUCGUCCAAGAAUUGAAAGCGGAACUUUCUAGAAGAAAAAUAUUGCAGAACCAGUUUGAGUCAGCAGGUGCUCAUGCUAAUGUUACCGAGUUGAAUUCUCAGAAUGUUGAUGCUUUUGAAAUAUAUGGGCACCCUAAAGUCGAGGAAGGUGAAUGUGCAAGUAGCGUUCUUACUGAAGAUAGGCAAAUUGAUCCUUUGGGAAUGGAUCAGCUUGAAGCUGAGCUUGAACAGGAAUUAGAGAAACUUCCUUGGAGUUGUGGAAUUGAAGGAAGGAAAGAUAAAUUUGAGGUAAUAAUGGUGCCGGGCAUUUUUUAGACUGUGCCAUUUGUGGUUAGGAUAGUCACUAAUGCCUUCUUCAGUGAUAAUUGUCCCCACUCUUCUAUGAAUUUAACCUUCUCAGGUGAAUGGUACUCAUCAUUUGUUUUCAUGUGCUAUGUUUGCUACUUAAACAAUAUGAAGUCUGCGUUUAUCUAAGGUUGUGGUAUUUUGCUCUUAUGUAGUUUCUAGUUUUGAUUCUCCACUCCCUGGCCUGUUUUCUACUUCUCCAGGCAAAAACAGAAACUUUGUGCUUGGUGGUUCUUAUGAUGGUUCUGUAAUUGUGUGUGAAAAUUGGGCUUUCUCUAUCAAGCAAAAAGGAUAUCUCUGUGGUCUUUCCUAUAUUCAGAAUCUCCAGGUUGCAAAAUCGUAUAAAGUACAUGGCAUUGACUUGGUUUUACUUGUGAUUUUGAAAAUCCAAUGCAUCGUCUUUUGUAGUGUCUAUCUUUUAGCCGAAUAGGCUCCUUAAUUUCUCUUCAU
This is a messenger RNA of Oldenlandia corymbosa var. corymbosa, 1581 nucleotides long. NCBI's taxonomy places the organism in Eukaryota, Viridiplantae, Streptophyta, Magnoliopsida, Gentianales, Rubiaceae. The record is from the annotation of a GenBank genome assembly.